This is a messenger RNA of Anarrhichthys ocellatus (wolf-eel), 2849 nucleotides long. Its product is annotated as zinc finger and BTB domain-containing protein 26-like. NCBI's taxonomy places the organism in Eukaryota, Metazoa, Chordata, Actinopteri, Perciformes, Anarhichadidae. The coding region runs from base 158 to 1603 and encodes 481 amino acids. The record is from RefSeq and is a predicted model, not a curated record. The transcript has 3 exons. Gene Ontology annotation, molecular function: RNA polymerase II cis-regulatory region sequence-specific DNA binding; protein binding; DNA-binding transcription factor activity, RNA polymerase II-specific. Gene Ontology annotation, biological process: regulation of transcription by RNA polymerase II.
GCCCGUUGCUUCACCGCUGAGAGAUAGAUCUCAUCCUUCUGCAUGUGUUGCCCAUUCACGUCCUUGUCAGUGAUUGUGACUGUCAGACAUCAGGCGAAUAGAGUCUCGCUGUUGUUUUCAAUCUGCUGGAUCCAUCAUCACGGGAUGCGAGACCAUCAUGUCAAGCUCCUGUGACACCCUAUGGUUUCGUUUCCCCACCCACGGUGACUCCAUCCUCAGAAAAAUCAACGCUCUAAGGGAGGAGCAGUGUUUCUGUGAUGUCACACUCCUCCUUGGGGGUCCACAAGGCGCCACUGUUCCGCCUCUCCAAUUCCACGGUCACAGAGCAGUGCUUGCAGCGUCCUCAGACUUCCUACGUGACCAAUUCCUGCUCCACAAAGGCCGGGCCAAGCUGAGCGUGGGAGUAGUAUCCCGUGUGGAGGUUGGCAAGAGACUUCUCCUGUCCUGCUACACCGGGCUCUUAGAGGUCCCUCUGAGAGACCUGGUGAGCUACCUGACCGCUGCCAGUGCGCUCCAGAUGAGUCAGGUGGUGGAGAGGUGUGCCCAGGCCAUCUCGCAGUACCUCGGUCCCACGCUGGCUUUCUUAAAACCAGAGAGACACUCAGAGGAGAAGGACACCCAGCAGCCAGACAACCACCAGCCAGGUACCAGCUUCAGAAAUCAGGAGGAAAGGGAUGCGGCCCAGCCCAGCACCAGCAUCCAGGAAGCAAGUACGGAGGAAGAAGGGGCGGUUGUGUUUCAGUCCAAGUCGAGGUUCAAUCAAGGAGCCAAGAUGGAUGGUCAAGGACUGAGGGGGUUCAAAGAUGAUAGUGGGCUGGUUAUAGCUAAAAUAGAGUUAUCUGACGAUGCAGCAUGCUGCCUAGAUACCCUGAAGUCAGAGGAAGAUGGAGACAUGCAGCCUGUUAACACAAACAAGCCACCCUAUCAAGUUCAGCACGUUACAGGUGCACUGAGAAGUAAGCUGCACUCUCCUACAGCUUUCCGAGAUCAUAUAUCACCCACAACCAGAGGAAGUUCUGCUCAAUGCGAAAAGUUGGUGGACAGUUCCCAGAACCAAGAGGAAGAAGCAGAGGUGGAGCAAAGCGAAGAGGAAGAACUGUUCUUGCUGGAAGCUCAACUACAAGAAUGUGGCGAGCUGAUGGACUCCCAUUUGUUUUGCCUCUCCGGAGCACGUCUGCCAAAGAGUCGUAGCUCCGGAGAUGAGCUGACGGAGGGCUCAGACAGCAUAUUGAUCCAGAGGCCGUACCUGUGCAGGAGGUGUGACAGAGUCUUCCAGCACCGGGAGAGCUACGUGGGCCACCUGAAGCAGCACAGACGGUACUUGUGUUUGGUCUGUGGGAAAGGCUUUCCCCAGCGGGUUAACCUGGCCCGCCACAUACGCGUCCACACUGGGGUCAAGCCUUUCCGAUGUCCGCUGUGCCACAAGACAUUUUCCCAAAAGGCCACGCUGCAAGACCACUUCAAUCUGCACACAGGGGAUAAGCCCCAUAAGUGUAAAUACUGUGCUGUGCUCUUCCAACACAAGCCAGGCCUCAGGCGUCACCUGAAGGACAUUCAUGGUAAGAGUAGCCUGCAGAACACGCUCGAGGAGGCUGUGCACUGAUGAUAGAUGAGCUGUUGUGGCAGAAAUAUCAUUAAUGUGGGGUUCUUUAUAGUUGAUAGAUCUAUAUAACUUUGGAAACAUGUCAAAAAAGGUUUAUCAGGAAGCACUUGACACUGACUUGCAGGGUAAUAAUUUAGAAAAUGAUCAAAGUACAGGGGAGCUCACUUUGUGCUACAUCAGUGUCUCCCGAUCAACGAGUUAAUGCAUUUGCCCUGAAACAUUUGGCUAAUGGAAAGAAGUAAAUUUCCUUCUGUGCCUUCUGCAGCUUUCUCCUGAUCUCUGCCCUGAACUCCAUUAUGCUAUAUCUUCUGCCAUGUAUAAUAGUGAAUACAAUCUCCUACGGGUUGAGUUGGGCAUCGUUUCAAACACCUUUAAAAGUGCUCCUGCAUUUUAUAGGGUGAACAGCCAACUAAACGUGUCUGUGUUCCCUCUGCAAGAAUGUUCUGCUUUACCAAGAAGAUAAGCCAUAAUUAACUAUAAAAGAGAGUUUUAAGACUGGAAAUUAUACAAUGAACAAGUUAACACUGCUUUAAUUGCUGCAACAAAAUCUAGAGAAAAUAGUUUACAUGAUAAAAAAAAAAUCAAAUGCUUUUGUCGACUAUUUCUUUGCUGAAUUUUCUGGAUGGACUGAAUCCUGCAUACUGCCUGCUGGGGUUCACAGACAACCAUCGCUUCACAAUUUGACCCAACUGAAAUUCUGUGCAGCUCUCUGAGCAUCACGCUAUAAGUGAAUGGGUUCUCCCGCAUGGCUGAGAGGGUUUCCAAGCUCUCUUGCUCCAUCCUUACCCUCUGCAUCUCUCCCUCUCUCCUUUCGGCCCAGAAAUGUAAUCGUCACUCAUCUCAGUGAAUGGGACGGUUGUUGUUGUCCUCCUCCGGGCAUUCGAGGUGCCACUGGCUUGAAAUUGUCUUGAAAUUUGCAAGUCUGUGGGCAGACAAAUGAUUAACGCAUGGUAGGGUGUGUGUACAGAAAAUAAUGUAUGAGAAUGUGUGACUAAGGAAGACAGAGAAUACAUAUAAAUAUAUAGUCAAAGAUAUACCAAAGCAUGUAUAUCCCCUUGCACUGAAUAGACCUUCAUCAGAAUAUAGCACAUGCAUGUCUGUGUGUGGCAUUCUGGGCACCUCCAUUAUGAAUGAGAGACUAAGAGGUAUAACAUGUAAGGGGGGGGGGGGGAAGGCCAAGAGGAAGAUGGAAGAGCAGUGGUAGAUACAGAGACAGGGAUGAAAAGAGUGAUACAAGUAAUUGGAA